Messenger RNA from Acanthopagrus latus (yellowfin seabream), 2235 nucleotides. It is a transcript of the gene chm, whose product is annotated as CHM Rab escort protein. Gene Ontology annotation, cellular component: nucleus; cytosol; cytoplasm. The record is from RefSeq and is a predicted model, not a curated record. Lineage: Eukaryota; Metazoa; Chordata; Actinopteri; Spariformes; Sparidae. The transcript is spliced from 17 exons. Gene Ontology annotation, molecular function: GDP-dissociation inhibitor activity. Gene Ontology annotation, biological process: vesicle-mediated transport; protein geranylgeranylation; intracellular protein transport. Bases 44 to 2032 code for a protein of 662 amino acids.
CUGUCAGUCACUCUCACGUGACUCUGUUUUCCUGCUAACAAACAUGGCUGCUGAGGAUCUGCCGUCUGAAUUUGACGUCGUCAUUCUGGGCACAGGUCUUGCUGAGUCGGUGGUGGCAGCAGCCUUUUCCAGAGUGGGACAGAGAGUUCUUCAUGUCGACAGGAGGAGUUAUUACGCGGCCAAUUGGGCCAGCUUCACUUUCAACGGUCUGCUCAACUGGAUACAGCAGCACCAUGAGGAGUCUCAGCCUGAGGAGGCUCAGGAUUGGUCCAGCCUGUUGGAGGAAGGGGAGGAGCUGAUCUACCUGUCAAACUCAAAAUCAGAAUCCGACUCCAUCAGUAAUGUGCAGGUGUUCUGUUUCACCAGUGAGGAAGAAGAGGAGGAGGAAGCCCCGAGUCCCGAUCCUCCAAGCACCACAGAAGAACAAACAGGUGGAGCUGAAGAGGAUGCUGUAAAAGAAAACUCAGAGACAGAAUCUGCAGAUUCGAAAGACGAAGACACAAAGGAGAAAUCAGAAGCAACAGCAGACGGAGACAAAGAAGAACAGGCCUCCCAGACAGAGGGGGAGGACCCAGAGGCAGACCAGCCAACCACCGCUGCUGCUCAAAGCCAAUCAGAGCCAAUUAAAAAGAAGAUCAGCUACCCUCAGCUGUUGAAGGAAGGACGCAGGUUCAACAUUGACCUGGUCUCCAAGCUUAUGUAUUCUCGUGGAUCAUUGGUUGAUCUGCUGAUCAAAUCAAACGUCAGUCGCUAUGCAGAGUUCAAGAACGUCACCAGGAUACUCACCUAUCGCCACGGAAAGGUACAACAGGUACCCUGCAGCAGAGCCGAUGUGUUUGCAAGUCGUCAGCUGUCAGUGGUAGAAAAGAGGAAGUUGAUGCGUUUCCUCACUUCCUGUAUGGAGGAGACGGAGGAGCAGCAGGCCUACAACGGUCGGCCAUAUUUGGAGUUCCUAUGUGACCAGCAGCUCGGUGACAACCUGCAGGACUUCCUGCUUCACUCCAUCGCCAUGGUAACAGAAGACACGCCCACAGAGGAGGGCCUCACUUCCACACGUCACUUCCUGCGCUGCCUGGGUCGCUACGGCAACACGCCAUUCCUGUUUCCUGUCUAUGGCCUUGGAGAGAUACCCCAGUGUUUCUGUAGGAUGUGUGCUGUGUUUGGAGGAAUCUACUGUCUGAGACAUUCAGUCAACUGUCUUGUGGUGGACAAGGAAACCAACAGGUGUAAGGCGGUGAUUGACAGCAGAGGACAGCGAAUCAGUUGCAGCCAUUUUGUGGUGGAGGAAGGCUUCGUGGGGGCGGACCGGAAGCAGAUGGCCACACCCACCAGGUCUCUCUCCAGAGCUGUUUUGAUCACUGAUGGCUCCGUUCUUCCCAGUGACUCAGACCAACAGGUCUCCAUGGUAACGGUUCCUCCAAUAGCAGCAGGAUGUCCGGCAGUGAAGAUGGUGGAGCUCUGUUCGUCCACAAUGACCUGCAUGCCUGGAACAUAUUUGGUCCAUCUCACCUGUCAGUCAGUUGGCUCCGCCUAUGAGGACCUGUCGCCUGUGGUUACCAGGAUGUUCUGCACGCCAGAGUCACAUGACCAAGAAAACUGUCCGUCCGUCCUCUGGUGUCUGUACUUCAACAUGGCUGAAGGUUCGGGGCUGGAGGAUGAAGGUCACGACCUCCCCUCUAAUGUUUACAUGUGCUCUGGACCGGACGGAAGUCUGGGUCAUGAACACGCCAUCAAACAGGCGGAGUCGAUCUUCCAGAAGAUUCUCCCUGAGGAGGAUUUUUGUCCUCCUGCUCCGAACCCUGAAGACAUCAUCUACGAUGGAGACAACACCUCCUCUGCCACGGGAGGAGAGGAGGAGGAGAAGGACGAGACAGAAGAGAAACAGGAGGAGGUGGAAGAUAAACAGGAAGAGAAAGAGGAGAUGGAAGAUAAAAAGGAAGAGAAAGAGGAGACGGAAGAUAAACAGGAGGAGAAAGACGGUGCUGGAGAGAUGGAGAAAGUGGAGGAGCAGGCCCUGCAGACUGAGGAGUAACAUGCAGAGAUAAAGUGUAUAAACCUUCUGUUAAAGCCAAAAGCUCCUGCAGUGAAUUGUGGGUUAAAGUUGCCUUCAUGUCUUGUUUUAAAUCUUUAUUAUUUUUCUAUUAUUUGUUCUGCUUUCUGUCUUAUUUAAAUACUGUUUACAGUUUGUUCUGUUCUGUGGAAACAUUAAAGCUUCAACAUGAACAAACUCAACCA